Hyaloperonospora brassicae is the source of this 1854-nucleotide messenger RNA. Lineage: Eukaryota; Oomycota; Peronosporomycetes; Peronosporales; Peronosporaceae. The record is from the annotation of a GenBank genome assembly.
AUGACCGCAAGCACUGACUCGGCGAUCCGACCACGUACCAAGUUUUUUCUCCGUGGCAAGAGCGGUGUGGAGUCCAUCUUGGGUCCGCCCUCUUCUAGCAAGGACAAGACGCUCAAGAUUGAGCGCGAUGACAAGUUUGCAGCUGUGGGCUUUGCUGAUCUCUUGGAGUUCACCAGCGAUGGCAAACUCCUCGUGCUCGUGCGCACUGCGUCGGGGUUUACCGUGCACGACUCGGACAGUGGUGCUGUCGUCGUGGACGUGGCCAAUCCGGGCAUUCAUGCAGUGGCCUGGUCGCCACUUGGCUCGCACUUGUUGACGUGGCAGCGGCCCCAGAAAGACUCGGACCUCGGUAACCUCGUUGUGUGGGACGCGCUCACGGGCAAAGAAGUCGCACGGUUCAAGCAAAAGUCCUAUACACGUGAUAAAUGGCCGCCGCUUCAGUGGUCGUCUGACGAGACGAUCUGUGCGCGUCAGAGUGCAAACGGCGUGAUGCUAUACAGCGGUCGCGACGUCGCAGCGGGACCGAUCGGUCAAAUCAACCUCCCCAACGUGGCGAACUUCAGUGUAGCUCCUGGCAGUGCACCAUACAAGGUGGCUCUGUUCGUUCCAGAGAAGAAGGGCAAGCCUGCUAGCGUCAAGAUUUUCCAAUUUACCAACCUCGAUGUGUCGACAGCAACGAAGAGCUUUUACAAAGCACAGGACGUGACAUUCAAGUGGUCUCCCACAGGCAGUGCACUGAUCAUUGAAACUCGCACGGACAUUGAUACGUCAGGCAAGUCGUACUACGGCGAAACAGGUCUCUUUUUCCUGCAGAGCGACGGCGAGUAUGACUGCAUUGUCCCGCUAACGAAAGAAGGCACAGUGCACGAUGUGGCGUGGGACCCGACGGGCCGCGGGUUUGUGGUGAUCGCGGGUGCAAUGCCUGCAAAUGCCACGCUUUACGACAGCAAGGCGAUCCCGGUCUUUGAGUUUGGUGCAGCGCCCCGGAAUCACGUCAGCUGGAGCCCGCACGGUCGCUUCUUGUGUCUGGCUGGCUUUGGAAAUCUUCGUGGUGACAUGGACUUUUGGGAGCGCAACAAGCUCAAAAAGAUGGGCUCCGCAACGUCAAACUCCGCGACGACAUUCGCGUGGUCGCCCGAUAGCCGCUACUUUGCAACGGCGACUACGUUCCCGCGUCUGCGUGUCGACAACGGCUUCAAAAUCUUCCGCUACGAUGGCGCUGGUCCCAUUCACCAGGAAGAGCGCGGCGAGCUGUAUGACCUCAAAUUCCGCCCGGCAGCGCUGGACACGUACCCAAAUCGACCGCAGUCUCCGCGCCGAAAAGACGACGAGGCGGGCUUUGGCUCAUCAUCCUCGACUUCAAUUGCUGCGCCAAAGCCGCAAGCAUACCGUCCGCCAAACUCGACAGGAGCGCUCGCUGCAAUGAUGCGCAAAGAAGAGGGUGGACCGAGGAAACUGGACCGCAACAAGUAUGCAGCUCCCCGCAGCAAUACCUCAACAAUACCUGGUGCUGCACCUCGUGUGAUUCCGGGCAUGACCGCUACAGCGCCCAAGAAACUGAGCAAGAGUAUCCGUAAGAAAAAGGCGCAGGAGGCUGCUGAAGCCAAGGCUGCCGUGGACGAGGCGAUCGCCAAACUUGCCGGCACCACCUCAGAGGCACCGACUGAACCGAGUCCGGUCGAGCUGACUUCUGAGGAGAAGGCGAAAAAGGUGAAGGGUUUGCUGAAGAAACUGAAGCAGAUCGACGCGAUCAAAGCGAAGAAGGAGAGUGGCGACGUGCUGAACGACGAUCAGCUGCACAAGCUCGAGACUGAACAGGCUCUGCGAGACGAAGUGGCUGAACUCUCUGCGUAG